Molecule: messenger RNA, 1425 nt
Organism: Penicillium pulvis
Lineage: Eukaryota; Fungi; Ascomycota; Eurotiomycetes; Eurotiales; Aspergillaceae
Exons: 6
Coding region: 1-1425 (474 amino acids)
Source: RefSeq, a predicted model, not a curated record
AUGGGGACAGCCAAGACGGUCCGUGUAGACCUAGCGGCGGAUGGGGCAAUCUCGAUUACAGUCCGCACUGUUCCUGCGGCUGUGAGCGCCGAGGCACGGGAUUGCGACACUGUUGCCAAUGUCGACGGGGACGCCCCGACAACACUUGAACUACACACUCCCGAGCAACUAGAUUCAUUUGAAGGAUGUACGACGCUCAACGGCCAUAUCGUCAUUCAAUCUGACUACGAAGGCGACUUCAUCCUCAAUGAUGUGACAGAAUUCCAUGGAAACAUCUCCACUGCCGAGGACAGCCCGAAAGCGCUCAAUCAGUUUGAGAUGAGUAAUCUCGAAAAUAUUGAAAACAUCCAUCUGCUUGGUCUGUCUGGUAAUGUUUCUCUACCGCAGCUCGAGGUGGCAGGAGAUGUGGAGCUCGUUCAGACGUCGGAUAGUGGGGCGGUCGAUUUGAGAUCGCUGUCCGAGGCUAACAGUUUGUUAUUCCGGGGAAGUUGGACAAAUACGGACCUUUCCUUGCUCAAAACAGUUACUACGAGAGUUGAAUUCUGUGGCGCGCAGACCUGUGGAAUUUAUGGUGACUCAAGGACUUUCCCCUAUAUCCUUGUCAAUCUACCAUCACUCGAGGAGACAGACUACCUCAUGGUCGAAGGGGCCGUGAAAAGUGUAUCUGUGCCGAAGCUAGAAGUAGCGGGCUACAUAGAAUCAACCGAGCUUGUUUACGGUCAGGGGCUACGAAUCAAUAUAGAAGAAGGCUAUGACAAAACUCUUGAUUUCGACGCUCCGAAUUUACACACGCUGAACGGCCAACUUGAGGUUUACGGCGGUGUAUCUAGUCUCAGCUUAGGCUCCUUGGGAAAGACAAGCCUGAGCAUCACACUGAAUACAGGGGCAGCCCUUGAUGUCUAUUCAACUAUUCAGACUGCGAGAUAUUUCUAUCUCUGGGGGAAGCUGAACAGUAUUUAUCUGCCCGAUAUGGACGAUUUAGGACCGAUCGGUUUGGCCUAUUCUCCCAAGAUACCUUGUAACGAUACACUAUACCAGCUGUGGCUUACUCAGCCGAGUUACUCGAGUGACUGGGAGAAUAUUAAUUCUUGCAAAUCCUACGAUUUCCCGCAGGAUGUUGAAGCGACGGACCAAAGCACGACGACGACAGGUGCUACCACCACAUCUACCACUACGACUACUGCUGCUACUACUAGUGGUACUAGUAGUAGUUCAGUAAGCACAGGAAGCACGGGGGAGGAGAGCUCGAAUGGUAGUGCCACGGUGUCUGAGACGCCUGCUCAGAGUAAUGAAACCGAUGCAAACAGGCCAGACAGCACCGAUGUUGCGACUCAGAUAAACGGGACUCCCCGGGCCUUUUCCAUAACCUUUAUUAGCGGUGCUGCACCGCUGAUCAUGGCUGUCAUGUGGGCUUUUCUCUAUUAG